AUGGAUGAACUAGUGGAUAAACUUGAGUUUGAGCGUGUUGAUAUUACGGACCCUAAACAUGUUUUAGGACCGUCGUAUUCGCGCAGAAGAAGCCUUAUAAUGGCAACAUUUGCUGAUCCAGAAAUGCAAAUGGUUGAUAUUGAAAAAGUAAUUGAGAUGGGAACGAACGUAGCUCGAUUGAAAACAUCCCACUUUACUAAACUUGAUAAAGCUAAAAUGCUUGACAAUAUUGAAAGAGCUUCAUCAUUUUUAGCAAAUAAACAUGGACUAUUAGAAUUUCCUUGUGCCACAUGCAUUGAAUUGAAGACAUGCGUGGUACAAACUGGACUCCUAGAAGAGGAGUUAGCUGAAUUAUGGAUUAAAGAAAACUCAGAAAUUAUUUUAACUAAUAAAAUUUCACAUUAUGACAAAUGUAAUGAAUCAGUAAUAUUUGUCGAUAAUCCGGCUUUAACGACCGAUGCUAAAGUAGGAAUGGAAAUAAAUAUUUCUCAAGAAGAAAUAAUCAUGGUAUGCACAGCUAAGAGCAGCGAGCAUUCAAUAAAAUGUACUGUCACUAAAGGUGGAUAUCUUCGAAACAUGGCGUAUGUAUGCAUGAGGGGCGCUGUACGAACACGACCAUAUCUGUCGAAAAAAGAUGUACAUCUAAUUAGGUUUGCUGUAGAAUAUGAAACGGAUAUGAUUAUUAUAAAUUAUCCAAGGAACGUUGCUACAAUCAAUAAAAUAAAAAAAUAUCUUGGAACGAAAAUUAGGAGACCUAUCAUUAUUGCUGGAAUUUCCACUCAGGAAGGAUUAAUGAACGUAGACGACUUUGUUAGAGACGCCGAUGGAAUUUUACUUUCAAGAGAGUUUUUGGCUUAUGAAGUGGAACAAGAAUUGUACAAACGUAUGAGUUCUAUACAACGACUUAUCGCUGGAAAAUGCCGCCAAGCUGGUAAACCUUUUUACAUUUCUGGUGGAAUAUUUGAAGAAGCGCUCAAUUCUGGAACUAUGACCACCCGAGAUAUAUCUGAUGUGACCAAUGCCAUUUUGGAAGGAGCUUGUGGCUUCUGUCUAAGUGAAACACCAAAUACAUAUUAUUUGUGUGAAACAAUAAAUAUGUUGAACGAACUAUGUGCCAGUGUGGAACCUCUUUGUAUGGACAAAACACAGUUUUGUGAACUUGUGUCUCAGAUCAAAAUGCCUGUAAACGCUGCUGAAGCUUGUGCUAUAUCUUGCGCCACAGUCGCAAAUCAGACGAAUGCUCGUCUUAUAAUAGUACCCACUGUUAGUGGACGCACUGCCUACGUCUUGAACUGGCUGAGACCGAACAGCACUAUAAUUGCAGUUAGCACUAAAACCUCGACUAUAAAGCUACUUAAAACCUUCCGAAGUGUUGUACCUCUUUAUUAUAAAGGUGGAUCCAAAAAAACAUGGUUUGAAACUGUACAAGCUCGGAUCGGGUUUGCACUUGAGUACGCUGUUGAACAACACUGGAUUUUGUAUGGUGACCACUACAUCACCCUGGAAAAAAUGACUGAAGGAAGCUCGUUUUGUGAUACCGUUAGAGUUUGGAAUGUCACACUUUGCAAGAAAAACUCUAUCGUGUGCCCCGAAUCUUAUCAUGAUUUCGACAUAAAUACAUACAAGAAAAAGAAAACCAGGGAUCGCAGUGAACGUAAAAAAAAUAAAGUACGUUUAUCAGUGAUUAAGAAAAAUGAAGAAGAUGGUGAUGUGAAUAGUGAACAGAUAAAAAAAACUGACGAUGAAGAGAAAGAAGAAUCUGAAGACAUUAAUAAAACAGAAGCAAAAGAUGAAGAAAACGAAGAUGAAAUCAAAAAUGAAGAUGAAAAUGAAGAACUACGAGGCGGUGAUAAAAGUGAAAUUAAUAAAAGUGAAGGUGAUUAG
Molecule: messenger RNA, 1884 nt
Organism: Spodoptera littoralis (African cotton leafworm)
Lineage: Eukaryota; Metazoa; Arthropoda; Insecta; Lepidoptera; Noctuidae
Source: the annotation of a GenBank genome assembly